Molecule: messenger RNA, 1615 nt
Organism: Hydractinia symbiolongicarpus
Lineage: Eukaryota; Metazoa; Cnidaria; Hydrozoa; Anthoathecata; Hydractiniidae
Product: chromatin target of PRMT1 protein-like
Exons: 5
Coding region: 957-1511 (184 amino acids)
Source: RefSeq, a predicted model, not a curated record
ACAGUAAAGAAAUUUAAUAAAACUUUUGAUUUGUCGCCUGUAAUGGCGCCUUAAAAGCUAGUGGACGACAAUCUCGUGCAUAAAUAGAAAGACAAACAAACUUGGCACCAAAACUCCCCAACGCUUUACAUGCCUCCUCCCCCCUAUCUCAAUGUUGAAAUACUGUUACUCGGUCAUCUGGCUCUUUAACAUUAAAAUAUGGGGUUUUUUGAGCAUAACUUUAAGCUGAUUUUAUCUCGAUAUAUUUGCACACGAUUUUAAGCCCAAAUAAAUAGAACUUCAUUUAGAAUAGCAAUUGCUUUACUUUUUAAAGCAAAUUUUCUUCAAAAACAGAUACCAAGUGAUGGAAUUUGAAAUAACAAUUAAAAAAAAUAACAAUCAAAAAAUAUGAUGUCAGCAAAAUUAUUGCAGUCGUCAUUUUUUUCUGCCAUUACUUAUCCAAAAGCAUAAAACAUUACACACAAAAAAUUAAGCCUUUCAUCCCACUCUAACACUCCAUAUUUUCCAACUAUACUCCGACUUAAAGAGGGUUAAAAGGGCCAAGGUGGUUAAAUCAACUAUGAUUAAAAUUACCAAGAAUUUCACCACAUAAACUACCUAUGUGUUGCAUCACGUGGUUAACCAUACAUUUUUUUGGAACUGGUAACAUGCAAAGUAUGACUAAUUGAACUUCCGUACCUCUAACAGCUUCCUUGUGGUAGAAAUAAAUGUUUCGAUAAAUGUGUCGAAACAUCCUCGUAUUGACAAGUAGGUUUUAUUACAUAAUUAAUGAACCAUUAAUUAGAAAAUAGCAAAAUGAUCAAAUUUGGUAAUUAUCACCUAAUUGGUUUGGAAAGAUAUAAAAGGCAUUCAAAGAAAAAGAGGUAUCACUUUGGAAACUGAGGACCAGAAAUAAAUGAAGUAGACGUGAACGCCAGUAAAGAAAAAUAGUGAGGCACUUUUUUAAUCCUGACAAAAUGAAAACUGUGUUGCUAAUUUUUCUUGUCACAGCUGCUGUUUUAACAGUUCAUGCUGAAAAAGAUGAAGAAGAAGAGUACAGCAUUCAGCCAGAAAAUCAAUUUGAUGUUCGAUAUCACAUGGGAAAUGAUGUCGACAGUCACGAUCCACUACUGUUUAAAAGAAUCAAGCGAAAAAUAAGAAAAGGCGUGAGAAGGAUUAGAAGAAAAGUUAGAAAGGCGGUGAGAAAAGUACGGCGAGGAAUUCGACGAGUGAGAAAGGUUGGUCGCAAAAUAAGGCGAGGAAUUCGACGAGUGAGAAAGGUUGGUCGCAAAAUAAGGCAAGGAAUUCGCCGAGUUCGUCGGUUUCGAAUACGUCAAAAACAAAACGAUUUUAUUCGAAGAAGAGGCAGAGGCAGAGGAAGAGGAAAAGGAAGAGGCAGAGGCAGAGGCAGAGGACGAGGCAGAGGACAAGGUAGAGGUGGAGGCAGACGAGGCAGAGGCAGAGGUAGAGGCAGAGGUAGAGGCAGAGGGAAAGGAAGAGGAAGAGGCAGACGCGGGCGUUUCCAUGGUUGAUGCAGAACAGGACAAAGAACUACUCAUAUUUUACUGGGAUAAAACUUGCAACGUUAACGUAUGUAUUUUGAUUGGUGCUUGUGAAAUAUAAAAUUAAAAUCAUA